This is a messenger RNA of Aspergillus uvarum CBS 121591, 1898 nucleotides long. Its product is annotated as putative C2H2 finger domain protein. Lineage: Eukaryota; Fungi; Ascomycota; Eurotiomycetes; Eurotiales; Aspergillaceae. The transcript has 3 exons. Gene Ontology annotation, cellular component: nucleus. Gene Ontology annotation, molecular function: DNA binding. The record is from RefSeq and is a predicted model, not a curated record. The coding region runs from base 69 to 1421 and encodes 450 amino acids.
UUCCAGUCUACUCCACCAACCUUUCUCUCUUUCUCAAUUUUCGAAGCGACCAGCUUCACAGUCACACAAUGGGCAAAAAGAGACGCGGACCCACGUUAGAAGAAGUGCUGGCUCGUCCGUGGUGCUACUACUGCGAGCGCGACUUCGAUGACCUCAAGAUCCUUAUCUCACACCAGAAAGCCAAGCACUUCAAGUGCGAGCGAUGUGGGCGCCGACUAAACACUGCCGGAGGCUUGUCCGUGCACAUGAGUCAGGUACACAAGGAGCAGCUUACGGCUGUCGACAAUGCUCUCCCAAACCGAUCCAGUCUCGACGUCGAGAUCUUCGGGAUGGAGGGUGUCCCCGAGGAUAUCAUCCAGGCGCACAACCAGCGGGUGGCGACACAGUUCCAGCAGGCAGAGGCCGAGCGGCAGGCCGUGACGGGCAAUCCGCCUCCCGGGACGUCAGCGACGGGCGGACAGCCGGCGAAGAAGCCCAAGCUGGAGAGCGUUUCGGACCUCAAGAAACGCCUGGCGGAACACAAGGCGAAGAUGGCGGAAGCGCGUGCGGGCGGCAGCAGUGGCGAGGCCACGCCUGUGGGAGCCGGUCAGACACCAACGAUGGGUGGAUACGCCGCAACGUCCACUGCACCGCCGCCUGCGACCACUCCCUCUCAAUUCUCCUAUCCUCAGCCCUACGGCGCCGCCGCAGCCGCCGCUUCUCCCUUCCAGCAACCCCCUCAACAAACGGCCAGCCCCGUGUAUCCGACCUUCUCGCCCGGUGGCCAGGCGAAUGCGCAGUAUGCUGCUCCUCCCACGACCUUCUCCCCGCAGCUGUUCCCGACUGGGGUUCCCGGCCAACCGCCGUACGGUGCCACACCGCCGACAUACCCGACGCAACAGUCCCCUCCCCAGACACACACUCCCCCGCAGCUCGGGGGCGCCUUCCCACCCCGUCCUGCCGGGCUGCCCGCUGCGCCUGGUCUCCCUCAGCGGCCGGCCGUGGGGGCCCCGCAGGUCAACGCCUACCAAAUGCAACAGAUGCACAUGGGCCACACCGUUCCCCCGAACACCGGCAUGAACGGCGCCGACAAGGCUUCCGGAGCGGCGGCGGAAAGCACGGGGUUCUCCGGUUCCGUGGACGAUUUGAUCUCCGGGGCGGCGAAGCAGGCCGAAGCGGCGACGGCGACACCACCGACGACCACGAGCACGACUGCCGGCAAACCGGCCGAGGGCGAGGACCAAAAGCCCAAGAAGGACAAGUCCAAGGCGCGAUUGGUGUAUUCGGAUAACGAGACCAGCCCGGAGGAGAAGAUGGCUAGGUUGUCAAGGUACGCAUAUGUUCCUGACCAGCGAGGGGAGACGGUACUUGAAGAGCUUCCAUCCGCCGUGGUGGUUGGGGCGAUCCGGGAAUCGGACACGGUGGUGGAUGCGACGGAUUAAGUGCAAGCACACACGCCCGUACACGCAGACACACCCCGAAGAAGAAAAGAAAGCAGAAAAAGAAAAAGUUCCAAAAAAGAAUUCCAGUGCAUACACAUCAGCUAAGUUUCUGUUCACAUCACAUCACACACAUAUACACACCAAACUGUCAAUGUCUUGUUGUUUGCUACUACUUGACUCGGUGGCAGUGGGUCGGCCGUGACCUUUGUUUGGGUCGGCCGUCAUUUUCUCCUUCGGAAAAGUGAGCACCGACUGUGCAUGCAACAAGAAAAGAGUAGUUGGUGAGUGCCGAACCUUUUGCUUUGUUACUUUUCUGUGAGAACGACCGAAUCGACGAUUCCAGGGAUUUGACUCGAUUGAUUGAGGGUUGGGGGGGGGGACCAGAUUGGACGUUUAGUAUGGUAUGACUAUUGUAAGUUGCGUCUAGAAGGUAGGCCACUUAAAUUAUUGAAUAUGAGAUCAGACAUUUAUCAGUAG